Molecule: messenger RNA, 819 nt
Organism: Penicillium verhagenii
Lineage: Eukaryota; Fungi; Ascomycota; Eurotiomycetes; Eurotiales; Aspergillaceae
Product: F-box domain protein
Exons: 2
Coding region: 1-819 (272 amino acids)
Molecular function (GO): protein binding
Source: RefSeq, a predicted model, not a curated record
AUGACAUUCGAAAUUUCUCUUAAAGAAGAGGCCCAAUCAAGUGAUUGUUUUCGUCGACUGCCCCUCGAAAUUCGCUUCGAAAUUGCCUACCUUCUCCCAACAGCCGACUACCUUAACUCAAGGCUGGCAUCUAAAGCUAUGGUCCACAUUUACUAUGAUCAGGGAUAUUGGAAAACACGCUUCUUGAUUCAUCGGGAGCGAGGAUAUCUCAACUACCUCCUGGAGGGAGGUCGUCAAGACUGGAGAGUGAUGUACCACUGCACCAAGAAAAUGAAGUAUCUAACCAUGCCUCUACGUAUUCGGAGAUUACACUGGCUUCAUAAUGAGUGGAUCAAAGAUAGAUGUAUGAUGUUUGGAGGCCCAAUAACCACAUUGCCUGAAAGCAACCCCCGAAUUGAUGGCUUACUUUGGGACAAAGUCGCUGGACAAGUUCAAUGCGACAGACUUCACAAAUAUGGCCCGUACCCAAUUGCCCCGAUUCCUGUUGGCCUCUGCAAACGGUGUCGUGGAGUGCAUCAUCUAUCACCGACUCAGACAAUCAUCAUUCCCACCGAGACCGUGGAAAUCGCUGUGUCCGUUCUUGCCGAAGAUGAACACACAUUUAUCACCGGGUUCAAGCUUGUUUACCGUGAUAUUUCACCAAGCGUUUAUUUCGGCUAUCAGAUCCCUCAUAAGCAAAUCAAGGUAGAUCUUCGAGGUCAACCAUUGGCAGGCUUUGAAGUAUUUGCUGGGGAAGGGGGCAUCCAGGCCAUACGUCCGAUAUUUGAUGAUGAACAUGGAAAAUGCCACAGUAUCAUUGGAUGGUGGGGCUUGGAGUAG